CAAGUAUUCCGGCGGGCAUGUUCUCCAUCUUUGACUCCGACACUUUCCCAGUGUAGAUGUAGCGGAGGAUUUCUUGAAACACGUCCGGCUCGACGUCUUCAAUUUCGACUUGGAUUGAACCACCGAGUGCCUGGCGGAUCCAUCGAGUGGCGCUGCUGACGAAUUCGGGUGGAGAAAAAGAAUCGAACGGGAUGAGACCAAAUCGAACGGCGUCGGCGUCGUCUAGGGUUUCCCCGACUCAAGUGGAAAAUGGGGGGCGGAGUCGACGCUGUGUGCCGUCAUCGAUCGCUGGGGCCCGCAAGGAGACCGAGGGAAGUGCUGCCUUGAUAUCAAAUAACCUACUCUCUCCCCCCUCUCUCUCUCUCCAUCCCUUUUCUGAUCCAGCAGGGUGGAAAGAAAAAGAAAAAUCCAAAAAGAAAGAGAGAGCGCCACCGUCGCCAUUCUCGUCUGGGUUCCUAGCCAGGAUCGGCAGUUGUGUCUACCAGUUGGCCCACAUUCACUCCUCACUACUAGAUCGACUCGAUUGUUGGCGCUCUUCGAAACUGCUCUCAAUCAGUUUCGCACUAUUCCGAAUAUUCAUUCCGGAAUAUUCAGCCAUCCGAAAAAUAAAAAAACUUGAUAAACUCGUCGGUGUGUGUGUGUGUGUGUGAUUUGAAGCUCCGGAUUUUUGGAUUUGAGUGUUUAUUCGUGCCGGAAUUUACGUUCUAGACAAACAGCAAAUUUUGAUUUCAAUUCUUUUUUGAAGAAUUUUGGAUUUUAAGUUUGCCGGCGUGUGUGUUGUGUGUGUGUGUGUUAGUGGUGUGUGUGUCGUUCUUAUUAGACGUAGAAUAGAAUCGGGUGCGUCGUGUGCCGCCAUGUUGUCGUGCCGACCGUGAAAUCCAGCCAGCGUAUCCGCAUCUAUUCCGUUCUCCGGGGCUGUCAUCAAAAUAAUUUUUAUUCAAGAAAACAAAUUUGUCGCCGACCCGAAUUUAAACAACGAAUUUCAAAUUCAAUUUUAAAAAGGAAGAAACAAAAUGGCUCACGGGCACGUUGGAUGGCCGCUCUUUCGGUGAUGCCGACGGACCAGCGGGAUCGACGUCGAUGCAGGGAAAUAAUAUUUGAAGGAGGUGGAAAAAGAUGACGACUGCUGCUUAAGCCAAUCGAAUGGUCUCGGCUGGCCGUCGCCCAUUCGUUGCGUCAUCAUCGCCGUCAUUUGUUGAACGAGUUAAAUCUGAUCGCGACUGGACAAGGACGACGACCGGAUCUUGUUCAUCGCCACGAGUAAUAUCAGCCGGAACGACACGGAGAAGGGGAGAGCCGCGCCAUGCUCUGCUGCGGACGGAAAAAGGAUGGGCACAAGGAGCAUCCGGUGGAGAUGGCGGCCAGUCCGCGUCGACAAGGAGCCAAUUCGGCGGCGGCGGCUUCCGAGACGGGCGUUUUACUGGGCGCCGCCGGAGCCUCAGGAAAUCCGUCAUCUCAUUACCAAACAACUGGAGGCGGCGGAGGCGGAGGCGGUGGUGGCGGAUCGGGUGCAAUGCAUCCGCUUUCAUCCGUCGCCGCCGGCACUUUGGACCAGCACCGACUGGGCCCCCAUUCAUCGCCUGGACUUCGCUCCAUGGUCGUCCAAAGUGACUUUCGCAAGGUGAGCGGAAUCUCGACCGAGAUCUUCCGGCAGAUCGAGACGGUGGAGAACGACCACAACGACGCCACGACGGCCGCCGCCCUGGAGGCGGUCGAAAGGCGUGGAGAAAUGCUGGUCCGCGUUCUCGACCCACGCCAGAUGGGCAGGACGGCCUCUGAAGCUGCCCGUUCCUUCCUCACCGUCCAAGAUCCAAAGUAUUCUGUACAUUUUGUGGAAAUCGUCAAACGGCCCGGCCAGACGCUGGGCCUGUACAUCCGCGAAGGCAACGGAAUCGAUCGAUCCGACGGCGUCUUCAUCUCCCGCAUCGCCCUCGAGAGUUCCGUCUACAACUCCGGAUGUCUCAGGGUGGGCGACGAAAUCCUGGCCAUCAAUUUGGUGGACGUGACGCGGAUGAGUUUGGACGACGUGGUCAUCGUCAUGUCGAUCCCGCGCCGGUUGGUGCUCACCACUCGACAGAGGAGAGGUCCAGCAGGUGCCGUUUCGCCGCCUCCGCCGCGUCCGGAGCACAAACCGACUCCCGUUGUCGUCCUCAAGCGCGGAGUCCAGCCGGAAGAGCCGCCGGACAAUGACUCGACCAGCAAUUCCAACAGCAACAACGGCGAUCGCUUCCAGCAAUAUCCUUACGGCGGAGGUGGAGGUGGAGGAGGAUUAGGGCCGUCCAGGUUUCUCACGACGGGCAAACCGUUGCCCGGCAUGGCCGAUUUGCCCAUUCACGGAACUUUCCCGCGCGGCAACCGCGAACGAACCGAGCAACAACAACGGGAUCUCUUCCGGGAACGGGAAGCCGGAAGGUAUCCCGAGCGGGCCGGCGAUGAUUCCAUCAGCAUCCGCCAACAACAGCAACAACAACAGGACGCCAUGGAUCAUUAUUACGGCAACUACCGGAUGCAGGAGCAGCAACAACAACAGCAACAACAGCAGCGAUACCAACCUGGACGUCCAGGUGGCGGUGGGACCCUGGAACGGCCUGGCAAACACCCCAGCAGCCUGGGCGGUGGCGGCGGCGGUGGGGGUGGUGAAGGUAUGACGCAUCACAGCAUUGACUCAUACCAUCCCCCGCCUCCUCUGCCUCCAGUGACGGAACAGCCCAAGCCCGGAAUGACCAACUCCUCGUCCACCCACCAUUUCCACCAACACCCGUUCGACCGGUCGGCCGGUUUCGGUCCUAAAACUUUGGAAUCUUUGGCAGAGCGGGUCCAUCCCUUUUACGGGCUGUCCCUCGGGCCGCCCGGAAGCGGGUCCGGCGGAUCACUCGGCCAGCAGCAACACCAGCACCAGACGGCCACCCUGGGCCGAUCUUCCACCCUGGGCAGGGCUCACAGGGGAGGAUCGGUGGCUGGCGGAUCGGGUCCAGGAUCCACCAUGUCCCUGAUGAGGGGAACAGCCGGAACCAACCGUCUGACCCGCAGCGGAAGCGAUCAGAGGCUGCCCAUGGUCGAGCAGAGCGGAUCGGCGGAUGUUUACGGAUACGCCAGGGGAAAAAUCGGAUCCAAUUACGGCACCACCGGACGGACUGGCCAGUCACAGCAGCAGCAGCAGCCGGACGCGGCCACUCGACUGGGCCUGACGCACCGGCGGAGGACUUCCGUCGACUACGCCUCGGAUACGGAGGCAUCCAUCCGGAGUUACAGCCACUCUGCCAGAAGAGGCUUCUCGGUGGAAGGAUCGUCGGGCAGCUGGAAAGCUCCGCCGCCUCUGCUGGGCCUGGGAAUCACGCCCACCACCCCGACGUCCGUCUCGUUCCAUCCGAGCCAGCCGGAUUCCCGGUCGAAUUCCCUUCCGCGCGAUCGCGGAGGUGGAUCGUCGUCGGGAUCGAGUCGAUUCCGGCGGGAAGUCCAUUUCGAGCAGACGAGCCUGACGAGGCCGGGCCAGGCUUCCAGCCUGCUGGACAACACGGACGACAGCGACGGGGCCGUCUCGGCUCCGGAGAUGACCGUCUCGCAGAAGCAGAAGCAACUCCAGCGGCUGAGCCAGCAGCAGCAACAUCUCCAGCAGCAGCAAUUGCUCUACAGCCGGGGGAUCCUGCCCGGCAGCGCGGCUCCGCUCUCCAAAUUGCCCGGCGGCAUGUUGCCGGGCAACUUUACGGCCGCCGAGUACAAGGCCUGGAUGCAGCGGGCUCCCUCAACCAGCGCCAUCUACGAGCGGCUGCGCCAAAGUCGAGACGCCAUCGAAGCCCAUCGAGUGGCCAAAUUGACGUUCAGCGCCGAAAAUCUGGUCGAAAAAGCCAAACAGGAGAUACCGUACUAUGCCUAUCGAUCCCACUUUACGGCGACGCCUAACGCCGGCGGAUCGUUGCUGCUGGACGAGAGUGACAACCCGUCGUCACUUGGGGGCGGUGGUGGUGGUGGCGGCCAGGGGAUUGGAGGAGGGAGCAAAAGUCUGAUGGUGGCCAGGUCCGGCUCGAGUGGCGCCGUGGCGGAAUUGCAGCCGGAAACGCCCCGAGGCGGCAUUCCUCAACCGACGCCCGCCAACCCCAACGCCGCCAGGUCUACCGAUCCUCGAUUCAAAUUAUUGGAAAUUAAUCCGGCCGAUUUCAUCAAAUACCGGAGCGAAAGGCCCAACGGGACCACGCCCACCCCGCAUCAAAUGGCCAAUCCCAACGGCUCUAGUGGAAUGACGACGCCUUCAACCACCGCCGGAGGACAACCAGGACCCGCCCCGGGCGGCGGAAUCGAAGAAGGUGUCAGCGGACUCUUAUGGAUUCAUUUGCUGGCCGGAAGAGGAUUGAGAUCGACGUCGUCGCGGCUGGAACCCGUCCGCGACUUGUACUGCGUCCUGGAGUGCGACCGGGCCCACAAGGCCCGGACGGUGAUCCGCUCUGGCGACAUCAAUUUCGACUGGGACGAAACGUUCGACCUGGACUUGGUGGUGAACCGGGAGCUGGACUUUUUGAUUUACUCGUGGGAUCCGCAGCUGAGGCACCGGCUCUGCUUCAAGGGAUCGCUCCACCUGGUGCCGCUGGUCAGGGAGUCGACCAUCCACCAGGUGGCACUCAAAGUCGAGCCCAGGGGCACCCUCUACCUCAAGCUGCGCUACACCGAGCCCAGGACGGCCUUCCGGCGCUCGCCGGCCGGCCGCAAAACGCCUCCGCCGCUCUUUGGCGUCGACCUGGAGACGGUGGUGACCCGGGAGGGUGGCAACAACGUCUCGGCCGUCUCCGCCCAGCUGAUGACGGGCGGCAACGGCGGAGUGCCGAUCCUGGUCCAGAAGUGCGUCGAGGAAGUGGAGCGGCGCGGGAUGGACAUUGUCGGCCUCUACCGGCUCUGCGGUUCGGCAACCAAGAAGCGCAUCCUCCGCGAAGCCUUUGAGCGAAAUCCCCGGCUGGUGGACCUCUCGCCGGACAGCGUGCCGGACAUCAACGUCAUCACAGGGUUGCUGAAAGAGUAUUUGAGGGAGUUGCCGGAACCGCUUUUGACGAAAUGCCUUUACCAGAUGCUGGUGGAUGCGUUGGCCGUUUGCCUGCCGGACGACCCCGAGGGCAAUGCCAAACUCAUGUUCUCCAUUCUCGAGUGCCUGCCCAAAGGCAACCGGACGACGCUGUUUUUGUUGAUGGACCAUUUGUGUCUAGUGACGGCCCAGUCGGACCGCAAUAAAAUGACGCCGCAGAAUCUGGCCAUCUGCUUCGGUCCGGUGCUGAUGCUGCACUCUGACGACGGAUCGACACUCUCGUCGUCUUCAUCCUCCUCCUCAUCCGGCGGAUUGGAUUUCCAGAAGCCGAUCGGCGUGCUGAAGUACCUGCUGCAAAUCUGGCCGAUGAAGUCAGACAGCUCGGGCAGUGGAAGCAGCGGCGACAGCCAGCUCGACGCUCCGACGCAUCCAGCAACAGCAGCUGCAGCUGCAGCAGCCAACAGCCUCGGCAGCAGCUCAACGGCAGCCCUCGCCGCAGCCGCCGCAGCCGCCAAUUCCGCCGCCGCCCAUCAACACCAACAUCAACUCCAUCACCAUCACGGCAAUCCCAUCCACUUCCUCCACAGUCUCCACCAGCAGCAACAACAGCAGCAGCAACAACACUACGGCCCAACUGCUGGCGGCCUCGCUGGCUCAUCAGCCAGGGCCGUCCUCGGCAGUCGGCCACCGGGCUGCUGACCGACGGCUGGACCUCCCACCUUUGCCGCCCAGGCCGGCCCCCAAGGUCCUCCAGCCCAGAGGUUCCACCAUGGCCGGAGGUGGUGGUAGCAACAACAACAACAACAACAGCGUCAAAUCGGGUCUGCGGGGCCCACCAUCGGCGGAUGCCAUCCUUCGAGGCGAGGCGGACGGAUCUCCGGCUCCUCUGUCGACCGACUCGGCGGCCGGUGCUGGAUCUGAAACGCCGUCGCUGACGUCGCCGACGUCCACCACGUCCACCACGACGUCGCUCAACAGUCCGGUUCAACAGCAACGGGCCGAUUCCAGCCGGGGACGGAUGCCCUGCAAAGAUUUCGACAGCGAAGACGACGAGCUGGACAUGAGCAUGCACCAUCCGGCACCCACAGCAUCCGCCGGAAGAAUGCUCAGCCACAAAGACGAUCCAUCAGCUGCCGGCCUAGUGACGGCCGAUGACACCGACCAAGGCGAAUCCGAUCUAGAGAGUCCGAAUUAAAGAAAUUAAUUUAAUCCAGCGCGGAAUUUGAAAAACCAAAAAAAGACCCACCGAGUUAUUUCAAUUCGUAAUAAAUCAAUUAAAAAAUGGCGUUGAAUAAUUUGAAACAUUUGUGUAAAAGGCAAAGAAGAAGACAAAGAAAACGGACCAAUCCAUCUUCUACUACUUCUUCCCUUCUCCCUCUUCCCUCCUCUUUUUCCUCCUACACAUUUUAAAUAGACGCACUUAAUAUAUUAUUAUAGAUCUUUUUUUUUUGAAUUUUAAUUUGAACGCAUAUCAGCGAUCGGGGCUGGUCUCUUCUCACACAAUAAUUCAAUGUUUUAAUUUUCCCGCUUUAUUUGGACGUUUGAAAUAAAUUCAAACGAAUCAAACGGCGCCAUCUCACACAGUAAUAAUUUUUGAAAAAGAAUUACAUUUUCUUCGUUAAAUUAUAGGUGAAAAACCGAAAAAAUUGCCCCAAGUUGGAUUUGAAUAAUUAGUUGUGUUAUUUAUUUGUGGUUUAUUAUUAUAUAUCAAUUCAUUGGCCGUCGAUGUUUGAUCAAUCAGCACGAAGCUUUUCUUGGACCGUCCCCCCAACCCAACUCUCUCCUACCACUUUUCUAUAUUCUGGUCGUUGUUUUUUUUUCUUUCUUCUUCCAUUUUUUAAAAAAUCGAAUCUCAAAUCAAUCAGAUUUAAUUUUAAACCAAAAAAAAUGGGUCGUUUUUUUUUAAUUAAAUAACAUUCAUAUCGAAUUGGCUUUUUAAAGAAUAAUGGGAACCGUUUUAAAUUGAGAAUUAUAUAUAAAAAUUGGCUUGUCUCUCUCUCUCUCGCUACGAUUUUGAUUUAAGUUUUUAAUUUUUUAUUUGUCGCUGUCGUCGUUUUUAUUCGGGCAUUAUGCAACCACACACUGCCAGGUUCGUUCCUUUUUGUAUUUAAAAAUGCUGUGCGGAAAAGAAAAGAAAAAUAAUGUUAUUUGAACAAAUUGUUUUGUUUUUUUUUCUCGCUAAUCGUCUCACAAACCAAAAGGAACUGUUACUUUGAUUUCAACUUGUCUAACCUUCCAUCGAUUCUUAAUUUAAUUGAAUAUCAAUCUCCCCACCCCCCUCAUUUUGAUUUGGUUGAUUUUGAAACAAAAAUCCCGCUGAAAACUGUGUGCCAUCUUUCUCCCGUCAUAUUCUUUGUGUUCUCACUUUUGUACCAAAUGCCGAGAGAACUCGAUUGAUUUCCUCGUGUGAAUAAUUUGUCGAUUGACGGAUCUCGAUUGGUCUUAUUAUUAUUAUUCGGUUGUCCUUUUUAUUUAUUAUUUUAUUUGUUAAAAAAACAACAUUUGGAACGACGUUUUGUAAAUCUGUUUACAAACUAAUUCAAAACCCACGUUGGAAAUUUGUUAUUGAUUUUUUUCCUUUUUUUAUUUGAAUUUCUAAUUGAAAAGAAAAAAAAAACAGAAAAAUUUAAGAUGAUCGAUUCUCUUGUACACGCAUCCGCACUUUAUGUGUUUAUUGAAUUGUCUGGGUUUCCUCGAAAUAGUGACAUUUUCAAAACUCUAUUUCCACGUUUUCGCCCAUUUCAUUUUCGUGAACAUGUUUUGACAUGGAAAAAAGAUCGUGUGAGUUUCUACUAACUGGUUGGUUGGAUAAUAAAAACAAAAUACACAACAACACACACCGUU
Daphnia pulex (common water flea) is the source of this 7852-nucleotide messenger RNA. It is a transcript of the gene RhoGAP100F, whose product is annotated as rho GTPase-activating protein 100F-like. Bases 1304 to 5707 code for a protein of 1467 amino acids. The record is from RefSeq and is a predicted model, not a curated record. Gene Ontology annotation, molecular function: protein binding. The transcript has 14 exons. Gene Ontology annotation, biological process: signal transduction. Lineage: Eukaryota; Metazoa; Arthropoda; Branchiopoda; Diplostraca; Daphniidae.